Emericellopsis atlantica is the source of this 660-nucleotide messenger RNA. RefSeq names its product NADH:ubiquinone oxidoreductase 10.5kD subunit. The transcript has 3 exons. Lineage: Eukaryota; Fungi; Ascomycota; Sordariomycetes; Hypocreales; Bionectriaceae. Bases 85 to 369 code for a protein of 94 amino acids. The record is from RefSeq and is a predicted model, not a curated record.
GACGACGACAACUCCAGUCGUGCUGCUGCGCUCUUCCGAGGAACACAGUCCAUCGUCAUCACAGCCACGCACGACACAGCAGCCAUGUCUGCCCGCUACGCGUUCACCAAAGGCCUCAAGGAGGUGCGCUUCCUGUUCUGCCAGACCUCGGAGCAGAGCGCCGCCGUCCGAUCAUUCCUCUCGAGAGCCUACCCUACCAUGAAGAAGAACAACCCCAACGUCCCCAUCUUGAUCCGCGAGGCGUCAGGCACGAUCCCCAAGGUGUUUACACGAUACGAAUUCGGCAAGGAGCAGUCGCAAAUCCUGGAGGGCCUGACAGACAAGCAAGUGGAGGACGCCGUCACUGGCUUGGUCAAGAACGAGUCGUGAUAAGAGAAAGAGGACGAUACUACAGACAACAAUCCCGAACUGUGAAUAUAAGGCGUGCUGGCCUGCAACAAUACUGUGCAUCGGACACGGUGAUGCGAAGCUUAUCGCAUUUCUUGCGCAUUGCAAAGAUAUCCCACAGUUUGAACAGGUGCAGUCGGGUCAUGAGAAGGUUAUCUUGAGCGCAGUGCGGCCAGGUACUCAAACAUUUCCAAGGCUGUUGCUUGUAUCUUGCUACUUGUUGAGGCAGCUAUCUACUCGUACAAUCGACACAAUCCAAUUCUCCUGCUUGAU